Molecule: messenger RNA, 5958 nt
Organism: Penaeus chinensis
Lineage: Eukaryota; Metazoa; Arthropoda; Malacostraca; Decapoda; Penaeidae
Exons: 18
Coding region: 229-5958 (1909 amino acids)
Source: RefSeq, a predicted model, not a curated record
GAUGGAAUCGGUAUCACCAUGGUUACAAGCAGUAGUGUCAGCUGGUGCGGUGGUGACGCAAGGAAAGUUAUCCAUAACAGCUCAUUCUCACAGAACGCGUGAGUUGUGAGCAGGUGUCUGUGUGGCGGCGCAGCAACAUGAUCUGGGACUGGUCCACAUGCACGGGGUGACGAGAUCCUACCUGUCUAUUUCUGAGUCGCCCGCCCGGCCCAAGGAGUAUUUUUAACCAUGGGCAGUAGUGGGCAUGAAGAGGGAGAACUGGGGGUAUUUUGGGCAUGGGUAGAGGGAGCCACGAGCAACAUGGCGCUAGCAUUUGAGGGCUUAGUUGAGCAAGUGCGGUCGUGGACGAUAGUUGGGGGCCUCAGUGGCCUGGGCCUGUCCUCUAUCAUGGAUACCCUCAAUACCCUCUUGAUUGGAUGGCUCGUCUUUGUCGUGUUGAUUCUGAUAAUCAGUAGCUUCUUCUACGUCAAAUUCGUUCAAACGCUGCAGAGUGAUGGCUCGGGGAAAUCCAGACAAGGGGAAGGACAAGGGGAAACUGAUCAGAUAAGGGCGGCCGUGCAGUCAUCCUCCGAGUCUUCGAGCAGUAAAGAAAUUCCUGUAGCCAGAAAACCGACGAUCGUUCCCGAUGGCCCACCAGAUCAUGCCUCACCCCCCGUAGCCACAGGAGCCGAUCCAGACGCUGUCAACUGGGCUAAUAACAUUUUUACGUGGCUAUUCAACAGUGCCGAUGGAGGCCCCACCGUCCGAAAGAUCUUCCUCGACACCCUCAACAGCAACACGGUCAAGACUGCACUUGAGACCGGCAUCUUGGUGGAAGUGGUUGAGGUGUACGCAGCGUCGCCAGCUCCCUUGCUCUCCAACAUGGUGGUUGAUUGCAGCCCUGCCGACAACAUCACCAUUACCUGCGACUGCGACAUCGUGGUCUACCUCCGCCUCGUGACCACUAGAACGCAGAAGGAAGUCACCACGGAGAGCGAGUACGCAUGCGCCGUCAAGAGGCUUCGCGGGAGGCUCAAUGUGGCCAUCAUCACCGAGGAACUCAUGGCCGUUGUCAAGUUUGAUGGAUGGCCAGAGGUUUCUUUAGAAUUGGAAGGAAUUCGAAACAAUGCAACAGGACUGGGUGAACAGCAGAUGAUGGAUGUGAUAGAUGAAGUGGUUACAUCUGGGCUGCGGAAUUCAGUGUAUGAUGUCAACUUUCAAUCUGUGCUGACUUUCCCAAGAUUCCGCCGGGCGAGGCAAGCACCCGACCGCAUCAUCCCAGUUGGCUACGAUUCUAUGGUACGUGAGUUACAGACACAUCCACCAGCAGUGCCACCUAAGGCACCUAAGCCUAAACCAGCUUUGAUGAAUGUAAUCCAUGAUGAAGAGAUAGAGGUGGCAGGGGAAUCCUUCACUGCCAUCACAUUUCCUUCCAGCCUUUCACAACAAAUUGCUCUUACAACUAGUGAGGAACAGCUUAUUCAAAGAAACCUGAAUAAGUAUCCCUCACUUGAAAAGGAAAUGACUGAAUGCCAUAAGUCAUGGGAAGAAAACUAUGUACCUGCUGCUGAAAUUCCUGAGGAGGAAGAGGAAGUGCAGGAAACGAUAGAAGAAAGUCCACCAAUUGAAAAAUCAGUUCCCCACAAUCUUGAGGAAAAGGAGACAGCAUCUUCUAAUUUUGUUCUUGUGGUUUCUAAUAGACAAAAGCUGAUAGAUGAACCAAGAAGUGCAAUAUCUGUUGAGGAAACAGAAGUAGAGGAAUCUAUGCCUGUCUGCAAAGUUGAUGAAGAACCAUGUUUAAGAAGAGGAGAUGCAAGUAUUCUAGGCCAGCCAAAAGUGGAAGAACCAAUACAAAUAGAGGAAGAAGAUGGGGAAGAUCUUGAUGAGCCACUUCGUCUUGAAGAUAUGGAUUUCAUGGACAAGUCUAUGACUGCUACCUCAGGAUUUGGACCACUGCCGUCUCUUCCUGGCCUGCAGAAAGGACCAUUUGUAAGUGAAGCAUGCCAUGUGGGAUUGAAGGUUGAUGUUGCUACUGAACUUCCUAAGCUUGACCCUAGACUUGAGACUGCAGCUAUUGAUCAGGGUGUGGCUUCUGACCUCUCUGAGUGUGACCAGGAGGUUCUGGUGCCUGUCCAAACCUAUUCACAAACCCCACUCUAUAACCAAGCAAUGAGUGAUGACCCUAGUCUGUGUUGUGACAGUGAUGUUGCUAAUACCCUCAGUGGUACCCAGGUAAACCCUUUCCCUAGUUCUUCUUCUUCUUCAGAGCCUGACAAAAUUGCUUUGCCUGAAUUAGUGGCCAGUAGACGUGUGGAAAGCUAUGAAGAUUUUUCAUUUUACAGUCAAAAUGCAAAUGAGGGCAGAAGUGUAAUAUCAUUAGCAGAGUCCAAUGAAGAAAAAUAUCUUGGUCCUCCAAACAUUGUAAAAGAUUCUUGUCUGGAGGAGAAUGAUAUCAAUACUUGGGAAAGUAGAAGCUGUUAUAAGGUAAGCUAUAAUGCUAACAAAGAGGAAGAUGCAGAUCUGAGUGGAUCAGAGCUAGAUGUUAUUGAACAAAAUGUAAGACUUAGUGAAGAAGAUGAAUAUGUAGUAAAGGAAAACAUACAAUCUAGCAAGAAGGAGAAUAAAGGUGUUAAUGAGACAAGUUUUUGUGAGUUUACGGAAAAUCUUUUUAAACCACUUGAAGUACAAGGUCAGCAAGACCAAUUUGAAACUGAUAUUAUAACCGAAGAGCCCUUUGAAGUUAAAUGUGAAGUUAAAGAUAUCACUGAGAUGCCAAAUGACUGCAAGAGUCAAAAUGAAAGUUCUAAAACAAAAAUAGAUUGUGAGGAAAUUUAUUUCAAUCUUCAUACCUAUGAAUAUAAUGACCAAAAUACACCAUUGGCUAAUGAGAGUGAAGAGUACCUUAGAUUGGUAAACUUAGGUUGCAGCCAGAAUGAAUAUAUUACAGAAACUUAUUCUGAGGAAGACACACAAGAAAAUGUAAAUGAAAGAGAAGACACAGGAGAUGAAGAGGUCUUGGGCAAAGAAAACUUGAAGGAAAAUGCUAAAGAAACACAGAUAUACUAUGGUGAAAAAGUCACAGAACAUCAGAUGUGGGAAACUGGGGAAUUAUGUUUAGAUGUUGAGUCUGGAUCCAUUGACCUGGAUGACAUGGAAAUGUAUAAGAGACAUGAAGAUGACUGUGUGUCCCAACUUCACAGUGUUGAAAGUGUUGAAGAAAUGAAACCUAUACCUCAAAGUCUCACAGAUUUUGAGGAGUUUUCUGUGAGCAGAGAAAGGAGAGAAGGACACAAGAAAGCCAUUAACUCUUUCAGGAAACACAUGAAAAUGGUAGGUAUGGAUGAAGAUGUAUACAUUAUUAAGAAUGAAGGAGCUUUAGAAAGAACUGAAGAGUAUGAAAAGUUGAGAGAAAAAGAGGAUGAGCAAAUUCUAUUGCAUAACAUUACAUCUCAACAUGAAGAAGAAUUAAGCAAUAAAUGGUUGCAAGCUGAAGGUGCAGCAAAUAGUCAGGAGACUUGUGAAACAUACAUGAAUGAAAACUUUAUAAAAUUUAUAAACAAAUCAAGUGAUAUUUCGGAAUUUGAUAGAGUAGUAUUUAGAGACACUCUUUCGGAAAGUAAUAAUAUGAAUUUAGUGGAAGAUACAAUACCUAGCUCUGGUGAAUUGUUCACAGAGACAUAUUCAACAACUUUAAUUGAGGAAAAACUCCGAUAUUCUGUAGAAAAGCUGAAAUUCCUCACAGGAAUGCUUCACCAGAUUCAAGAAUCUGAGCCAUUUAAGGAGGAUGACACCAAAGUUCUGAAUGUCUCUUAUGGUAAAUAUCAUGAAAGUAAGACUGAAGAAGAGCUACACCCUGGUCAGAUGAACUAUACUCUCCUUGUAAAUUCAUCUUCUGAUUCAGAGAUAGAGGAAAUAAUCAAUGCCUGCAAAGGGGAUAUGAACAAGGAAUUGGCUUAUCAGCAACCAGAUUCAAGAGCUGAAGAAAAAUGGAGGAAGAGUGAUAUAAUUGAGAUUGUUGAAGCAAACCAAGUGUCCACUGUGGAUAAUGACCCUGCUGAUAAAAAUGAAAUUUCUGGCACAGAAAUACAUCAGCUAAUAGAACACCCCAUGCAUACAGAACCAGCCAGUGAAGUUCUAGAAUGCCCUUUGCCACCACCUGAUGUGUUUACUAAAGCAGAUGACUUAACAGUGUGUGACACUACCAUACUAACCAGCUCCCAGAAAACAUCUUACACAAGCAGGGGACACACCACAAGGGGAGACUCCAUGAUUAAAUCUUCUGUCACUUCUGGCCAACCUCAGUGGACCAGGUCUCUGCCAUCCUACCCUGUGUAUGGCACGUAUUAUGUGGCUCUUCAGUCAUCAACCACAGGGCAAUCUUUAGGAAUUCCUGGUCUUAAUGGCAAGAGACUCUUGGUUAAGAUUGUUAAGGCAACAGGUGUUGGCUGUGAGAAAGCUGUAUUGGAGGGAUACACAGUAGUAGAAAUGGAUGAGCCACCCCAGAAGUUCACUACCUCAGUUAUUAAGGACACAAAUUCACCAUUUUGGGAUGAACAGUUUCUAUUUGAUCUCAGCGAUGGCACUUUAGAACUCCUUUUUGAACUUUAUGAUAAGAAGGAUGGAAAUUUCUUAGGUCUAGGCAUUGUAGGUAUAGAAGAAUUAGUUGCAACUCCUUCUCAAAGGCAGAUUAUCCCACUACAGUCACGACCCUAUGAAAAUGAUGAAGUGUCGGGGUCCUUAACAGUAGAGUUUCUGUUUCUGGACCGGGCAGACUUGCCAGAUCUCACACUUCGUUCAAGUGCAACGAGUCAGAGUCUGUCAUCUAAGGGAGACUUGGUCACAACUACUACUACUACGUAUGUCAAGGCACCUGAUUCACAAGAUGUUAUUGUGAAUGGAGGGGAUGGAGUAGCUGCUGCAGCACUGAGAGACAUUGAGGAGAAGAAAGUAGUAGUUGCUAAUAAUGCAAGCAAGUCUACCAUGAUCAUCCAUGCUUCACGGAAGGAACUGGCCAAGAAAGUGAUUCAGGUUCAGCGAGCUCCCAGUGGUGAAUACAAGGAACUAAUAGUACAGCCUGAAGAAGAAGAUGAGUAUGAAGGUCAGCCUGCGCAAGACCUGACAAACCUGACGACCACAGCCACGACAACGACAGCUACUCGUACCACUAUUAGCCCAAGCAAAGGUGUUGCUAGCAUUACUACUCAGAGUCCUACCAUUACUAUGUCUACCACCACCGCCAACACCACCACUGUAGCAAAUGCUGAUGGUGAGGAAGCCACCGAAAUCGAUGAGCGGGGUAGAAGUCGAGGAAACCGCCGCAAACGAGAUUCUUUCUUUGGCACGCUAAAGAAAAGAUUUAGUCGAUCCAAAGUCCGAUCAAAGAGCAUGGAACCUGGCAGUAGAGAUUUAUCCAUGGAUCGCGAUAUGUCUGUAGGGCGUUCUAUAUCCAUGGAAAGAACUGCUAAUAGAGCCUCAGAGGAGGAGCACGAGAACCCAUCCCCCCUUCGGGACACCCUCUCACCACGUGAGUCUCAAACCCCUGCUCACUAUCUCUACUUGUUACAUGCCCAGCUCCCUGCUAGUGCAGGUGGAGACGGGGGCUCCACGAGGUCCUCCUUGAGUGAUGCUUCUGCCAUUAGUAGUUCCUCUACUCGCACAUAUGUGAAUGAGGCCUCCACACUCAUUGUUGAAACCAGAGAGAAUGGUGUAUUAAAACAUUACUUGAUUCCUCUAAGCUUACAACAAAAGAGUAAAUGGAGGAAGAAAGGACUUAAGCUCCAUGUCUUCAAUGAACAUACUUUUGUAGCCAAGCACAUGUCCAGCACAACUCCAUGUCAAGUUUGUCAGAAGACUCUGGGACGGAGGUUUGGCAAGCAAGGUUAUGAGUGCAGGGAUUGCGGCUUCAAGUGUCACAAACCUUGUCAUGUGAAAACCGAUACUGUUUGUCCUAACUCUACUGUCAAUACCAUGGACCUGUGA